Molecule: messenger RNA, 1159 nt
Organism: Lipotes vexillifer (Yangtze River dolphin)
Lineage: Eukaryota; Metazoa; Chordata; Mammalia; Artiodactyla; Lipotidae
Gene: CSTPP1
Product: centriolar satellite-associated tubulin polyglutamylase complex regulator 1
Exons: 9
Coding region: 119-1114 (331 amino acids)
Source: RefSeq, a predicted model, not a curated record
ACCCCCUCUGCCUCUAGCCUCUCCUCCCGCCGCGUGGGUGCCAUGGCAACAGAGAGAGCCCUUGACCUGGCUUCCGGAAGCGGGAGAGCUGGAGCUCUGAAGCUACCCUGGUCAAAGGAUGCUGAGUCCGGAACGCCUAGCCCUACCGGACUACGAGUAUCUGGCCCAGCGCCAUGUCCUCACAUACAUGGAGGACGCAGUAUGCCAGCUGCUAGAGAACAAGGAAGAUAUUAGCCAAUUUGGCAUUGCCAGGUUCUUCACUGAAUAUUUUAACAGUGUUUGUCAGGGAACUCACAUUCUUUUUCGGGAAUUCAGCUUCAUCCAAGCCACCCCUCACAAUAGGGCAUCAUUCUUACGGGCAUUCUGGAGAUGCUUCCGAACUGUAGGCCAAAAUGGCGAUUUGCUGACCAUGAGGGAAUAUCACUGCUUGCUGCAAUUGCUGUGCCCAGAUUUCCCUCUGGAGCUCACUCAGAAAGCAGCCAGGAUUGUGCUCAUGGACGACGCCAUGGACUGCUUGAUGUCUUUUUCAGAUUUCCUUUUUGCCUUCCAGAUCCAGUUUUACUACUCAGAAUUCCUGGAGAGCGUGGCUGCCAUCUAUCAGGACCUGCUGUCAGGCAAGAACCCCAAUACGGUGAUUGUGCCGACGUCAUCCAGUGGGCAGCACCGCCAGCGGCCUACCUUGGGUGAGGCCAGCAUGCUGGAGGGCGUGGAGGCGUCACUGUUCUACCAGUGCCUGGAGAACUUGUGUGACCGGCACAAGUACAGCUGCCCACCCCCAGCACUCGUCAAAGAGGUCCUAAGCAACGUUCAGAGACUGACCUUCUAUGGAUUCCUCGUGGCCCUCUCAAAGCAUCAUGGGAUCAACCAAGCCCUAGGAGCUUUGCCUGACAAAGGGGACCUGAUGCACGACCCAGCUCUGGAUGAGGAACUAGAACGGCUGCUGGCGCAGAUCCCAGGCCUGGUCAACUCGGUCACUGCCGGUCCAGAGGCCAGCUGCCUGCCUACCCGGACCCCUCCCCGGGUCGGCUCGCCCUGGAGACCCCUGCAUCACGCCCGCAAAGUGGAUGCAGAGAGCGACGGCUCCACCGAAGAAACAGAUGAGUCCGAGACUUGAGGAGUCUGAAGGGUCCUGUCUACCAACGCCCAGUACCCAGCUCCC